This is a messenger RNA of Diatraea saccharalis (sugarcane borer), 360 nucleotides long. NCBI's taxonomy places the organism in Eukaryota, Metazoa, Arthropoda, Insecta, Lepidoptera, Crambidae. The record is from the annotation of a GenBank genome assembly.
AUGUAUCGAAUAUUACUUUUAACUAUCUUGACGAGUCAUAUUAGGGCAGAAUUCAGCACUGCAGUGACUGCAACAAUGAAAGCAAUCGAUUUCGAAAUUUACGGCAGGGUGCAAGGCGUUUUUUUUAGAAAAUUCACCAAGCAACAGGCGGAUAAACUGGGCCUGCGGGGUUGGUGCAAAAACACGUCACAAGGAACAGUACUAGGACAUAUACAGGGACCAUCAGAACAAAUCGAAUCAAUGAUGCAAUGGUUGAAGACCACCGGAAGUCCGAGCAGUCAAAUAGAAAAGGCUGAAUUCAGGAAUCAGAAAGAUAUUAACGAAUACAACUUUACCGAUUUCAGUAUUAUGAGAGAUUAA